AUGGUACCCAAGAAAAUGAUGGCUUUUCUUCUCUCUCUUGCAGUUUUUAGAAGAAGUGAUGCCCCUAUUAUCAAAGAAGUCUCUCACAUGCAUCAUGUCAGCACAACAACAUUGUUAAUACUCCAGGGCUAUGUCAUGAAAUCUCUGGAAGAAAGGUGGUUUAAAGACUACCAAGAUCUCUUUCCACCUCAUCCUCCAGAGAAGGAAACCGAAAUACCACUAGCUUUGCCCAGGAAGCCCUCAAAGACAGCAGCUUACCUGCAGGAAUCCCAGAAGAGAGGCAGGUUGAAGAUAAUCAGCUUUAUCAAGAGAUUUUGUAAGUACUGCAGAUUUAUGUCUAAUUCCCAAAAGCGCCAGGAGUUUGAAGACUAUCUUCACCUGCAAGUACACAAUAGCAAGGAAAAUCUCUCCACAUCACCAAACAUAUCAGGACUCCAUCUGAAAAUCUCACUGAAUGCUGUCCCUUAUCAAUUUAAUGGUUUGGUGAGUUCAGCUCAUGUGCUACAAGUCAACCGGGCAUACAAUGAGAAUGACGUGAUCCUAAUGAAGUCCAAAAUUAACAUCAUCCUAAAGCUCUACCUGCAUUCAGAGGUCCCUUCAAGGCUGAGGCUCCCACUCUGUGGGUAGGUAAACAUCUCUGAGUCCCAGAAGGAUGCCAUCCUUGCUACCAUUGCAGAGGGCCACCUAGAUCAGAGCAUCUUCCACGGGGCUAUCAUGGCUCUCUUCCCCGUCAUUAUGUACUUCUGGAAAAGUUUUUGUUCCUGGAAGGCAAUCCACUCUUACUUAUUCCAGUACAGGGGGCAGAAGUUCAAGGACUGUGCAGACGAGGCUCACAGAGGGAAGAGCGAGGUUCCGAAGGACCAGCUGUAA
Messenger RNA from Kogia breviceps (pygmy sperm whale), 870 nucleotides. The record is from RefSeq and is a predicted model, not a curated record. NCBI's taxonomy places the organism in Eukaryota, Metazoa, Chordata, Mammalia, Artiodactyla, Physeteridae.